CUUGACUCCAAAUUCAUGCAGUUAGAGGAAAACAUUAUCCAAUAUAUGAAAAACCAGCUGAAGAGAUUCCAGAGGGCUCUGAGUCCCGACUGCUCAGAAUACACGUACUUAGAGAGCCACUCUGAGGAUGAGGGGAUGAUGUACGAAGACGAUGACGAGCAGAGGAGGAGAUGCAGAAAGGCCUUUCUGAGGAUUACAGUGCACUUCCUCAGAAGAAUGAAGCUAAAUGAACUGGCUAACUCUCUAAAAAACAGAACAAGAGCUGGAGUGUGUCAGCGGAAACUCAAGUCUAACUUGAAGGAGAAGUUCCAGUGUGUGUUCGAGGGGAUCACUAGAGCAGGAAACCCAACCUUUCUGGAUCAGAUCUACACAGAGCUCUACAUCACAGAGGGAGGCACUGGAGAGGUCAAUAAUGAACAUGAGGUCAGACAGAUUGAAACAGCAUCCUGGAAACCAGACAGACCAGAAACAACCAUCAGACAAGAAGACAUCUUUAAAGCCACAUCUGGAAGAGACGGACCAAUCAGGACAGUUCUGACAAAGGGAGUGGCCGGCAUUGGGAAAACCGUCCUAACACAGAAGUUCACCCUGGACUGGGCUGAAGACAGAGCCAACCCCGACAUACAGUUCACAUUUCCAUUCACUUUCAGAGAGCUGAAUGUGCUGAAGGAGAAGAAGUACAGCUUGGUGGAGCUCGUCCAUCACUUCUUCACUGAAACCAAAGAAGCAGGAAUCUGCAGGUUUGAAGAGUUCCAGGUCGUCUUCAUCUUCGACGGUCUGGACGAGUGUCGACUUCCUCUGGACUUCCACAACACAGAGAUCCUGACCGACAUCACAGCGUCCACCUCAGUGGACGUGCUGCUGACGAACCUCAUCAGGGGGAAACUGCUGCCCUCUGCUCGCCUCUGGAUAACCACACGACCUGCGGCAGCCAAUCAGAUCCCUCCUGAGUGUGUGGACAGGGUGACGGAGGUCAGAGGGUUCACUGACCCUCAGAAGGAGGAGUACUUCAGGAAGAGGUUCAGCGACGAAAAACAGGCCAACACGAUCAUCGCUCACAUCCAGACGUCACGAAGCCUCCACAUCAUGUGCCACAUCCCGGUCUUCUGCUGGAUCACUGCUACAGUUCUGAAGGACGUGUUGAAAACCAGAGAGGGGGGGGAGCUGCCCAAGACCCUGACGGAGAUGUACAUCCACUUCCUGGUGGUUCAGUCCAAACUGAAGAAGGUCAGGUACGACAGAGGAGCUGAGGCAGAUCCACUCUGGAGUCGACAGAACAGGAAGAUGAUUGAGUCUCUGGGAAAACUGGCUUUUGAGCAGCUGCAGAAAGGAAACCUGAUCUUCUAUGAAUCCGACCUGACAGAGUGUGACAUCGAUAUCAGAGCCGCCUCCGUUUACUCAGGAGUGUUCACGCAGAUCUUUAAAGAGGAGAAAGGCCUGUACCAGGACAAGGUGUUCUGCUUCGUCCACCUGAGCGUCCAGGAGUUUCUGGCUGCUCUUCACGUCCAUCUGACCUUCAUCAACUCUGGAGUCAAUCUGAUGUCCAAACAACAAGCAGCUUCACGGUUACCCAGAGUCUUUAAAGACAGAGUUAAACUAAACGUUCUCUAUCAGAGUGCAGUGGACAAGGCCUUACAGAGUCCAAAUGGACACCUGGACUUGUUCCUCCGUUUCCUCCUGGGUCUUUCAGUGCAGACCAAUCAGAAACAUCUACAAGGCCUGUUGACACAGACAGGAAGUAACGGACAGAUAAAACAGAAAACAGUCCAUUACAUCAAGGAGAAGAUCAGUCAGGAUCUGUCUGUGGAGAGAAGCAUCAACCUGUUCCACUGUCUGAAUGAACUGAGUGACCGUUCUCUAGAGGAGGAGAUCCAACAGUCCCUGAAAUCAGGACGUCUCUCCACAGAGAAACUGUCUCCUGCUCAGUGGUCAGCUCUGAACUUCAUCUUACUGUCAUCAGGAAAAGAUCUGGAGGUGUUUGACCUGAAGAAAUACUCUGGUUCAGAGGAGGCUCUUCUCAGGCUGCUGCCGGUGGUCAAAGCCUCCAACAAAGCUCUGCUGAGCGGCUGUAACCUCUCAGAGAGAAGUUGUAAAGCUCUGUCCUCAGUCCUCAGCUCUACGUCCUGCAGACUGACAGAACUGGACCUGAGUAACAAUGACCUGCAGGAUUCAGGAGUGAAGCUGCUGUCUGCAGGACUGAAGAGUCCACACUGCAAACUGGAAACUCUCAGUCUGUCAGGUUGUCUGAUCACAGACGAAAGCUGUGCCGCUCUAGCUUCUGCCCUGAGUGCCAACCACCUCCAUCUGAGAGAACUGGACCUGAACAACAACAACCUGCAGGAUUCAGGAGUGAAGCUACUGUCCGCUGGACUGGACGACCAGUACUGGAGACUGGACUGUCUUAAGGUGGACAAUGGUGGAGAGCAGAUGCUGACUCCUGGUCUGAGGAAAUUUUCCUGUGACCUCACUCUCGACCCAAUCACCGCUCACAGGAACCUCCGACUGUCUGACGGCUACAGGAAGCUGGAGCUGGUGAACGAGCAGCAGUCGUACCCUGAUGACCCGGAAAGAUUCGACAUCUUCUGUCAGCUGCUGUGCAGAAAUGGUCUGAGCGGUCGCUGUUACUGGGAGGUGGUGUGGAGUGGACAGGUUGACAUCGCGGUGACUCUCAGAGGAAUCAGAAGGAAAGGUUACAGAAAGGCCUGCAGGUUCGGAGGGAACGAUCAGUCCUGGUGUCUGAGCUGCUCUGAUUAUUGUUAUUCUGUGUGGCACAACAACACAGAAACACUCGUCCCUCUCCCCGCGGCCUCCAUCUCCCACAGAGUGGGAGUGUAUGUGGAUUGUCUUGCCGGCAUCUUGUCCUUCUACCGAGUUUCCUUGGACGCACCGAUACACCUCCACACCUUCAACAUCAAAUUCACGAAUCUUUUCUACCCUGGGUUCAGGGUGUGGUUUGGUUCAGUGUCUCUGUGCUCGGAGUAA
Messenger RNA from Hippoglossus stenolepis (Pacific halibut), 2982 nucleotides. RefSeq names its product NLR family CARD domain-containing protein 3-like. Bases 16 to 2982 code for a protein of 988 amino acids. NCBI's taxonomy places the organism in Eukaryota, Metazoa, Chordata, Actinopteri, Pleuronectiformes, Pleuronectidae. The transcript is spliced from 7 exons. The record is from RefSeq and is a predicted model, not a curated record. Gene Ontology annotation, molecular function: protein binding.